GUAUGUAUGUUGCUGAUACAGCGCCAACCUUUUACUGAUAGUGUUUUUGGAGUCAUCACAGUCCUAUCUUCAAAUUGAUUAUUCAAUUUGGGCACUAUCUGAUUUAUAGUUUUAGGGUAAACGUCAGUUGACAUGACAAUUAUACUGUAGGACUGCUGACCGCGUAUUGUUUGAUUGUAAAUUGUGGACCACGGCGCCCUCUCGCGCUGAAAUCUCGUAAGUACACCUUCAUUAUCUGAUUAUUAAUGGGGGGAUUUGUCUUGCUUUUCUUUUUUAAAAGAAUAUCAAAUGUAUGAUUUAAGAUGUUGCUGUUACUUUAUAGUAUAAACUAAGAAGACUACCGCAGCACCCCGCGACCGACACGUCUGUGAAACUUGUUUAUAUGUGUAACGUCGAGUUGCGGCAUCUAUUAUUGAUGAGCAAAUACUGGCGGCAGUCACUCACUUUGAUGACUCCUGUCAGCGUUGCAGUGCCAUCACCAAAGGCCUUACAGUAGAGAUGCAGCAGAGGAAUCUGAUAUGUUGACAGUGUUGGGGUAUAAUUUCAUUAAAUAAUAAUAACGCUCUCACACAUAGUGGGUCUGCUUGUUCGCCUUUUAUGAAGUCUAUACGUUUGGAUUAGCGUGGUGACUGAAGCUGGAUUUCAUCAUCAUUAAGAAAAGAAAUAUACAAGUGAAUACAAGUGAAUUCCUUCAUCGUGACUAACUCGAUUAUUCACAUUAAUGUAAUUUUCAGGGCCGUGGAAUGGAUGAUCACCCCGUGUUUAGCGUCAUCUCCAUCACAGUGAAGUGCGUCUUUUCUGAAAAGGAGGGCAAACGGUUCAAAUGGUCAGAGGAGUGAGAGCGGAGGCAAACCUGAGCUCGGUGUUUGUGUGACGACAGGAGCGUCAGCGGUACAGAGCCAACCACAGCCAGCAUCACUAGCACAGGAGGAGACCCACGGCACGGUGAAGCGAUGCUCGCUGCUCGCUCAGUGUUGGAUUCCCUCUUCGCCAGCAUCAAUUUGCCUCCACACAUUGGCUUCAGAUGAUGUGGGAAUUAGUGAGGAGACGCCGUGGAGGCGAGCGCCGGUGCGCAAAGGGACUCUCCAUCCUUCUCCAGAGUGGAAACUGAACACGCAACCCGGACUUCAGGAGUGUUUCCAGCAUAUGCAUCUUGGAAGUUGCGGCUCUCAAACAGUUCUCGACUUCAGCCCUCAGCAAAAGCCUCAUAGAUGCUAUUUCUCUGCACAACUCCGUGGAUUUGGCUCACCGAGGGCCACCAGCGACAGAGACAUGGCAGUGUCCAAUAUGUUGUUCUGUGACGUGGAAACUUUUCUGGACUCGCACCCCGAGUUAUUCGAGGACUAUCUGAACAGAAAGGGGAAUUAUAGCAUGGUGGAGAAAUGGCUGAAGAAUCACCAGGCAAGCAAAAGUCCUUCUGUGGUUCAGGCGUCUCUCCAGGUUCAGGCUCCUCCGGCUCAGGCUCCUCCGACUCAGGCUCCAGCUGAGCCAAGGGAGGAGAAGAGUAGCGCGUGUAAGGACAGCUGGGCGAGCAAAUGUGACGGUCUGCAGCGCAGAGCCUCGCAGAAGGAGCUGCGCAAAACUUUCGCCAGGUCCAAGGCCAUCAACGUGAACAGGACAUACGACGAACACGUCAACUCCAGGGCCCAGGAGCCGCUGACCAGCAUGAGGAGGAGAGCCCUGCUGAGGAAAGCCAGCUCUCUUCCCCCGACCACUGCGCACAUCCUGAGCGCACUGCUGGAGUCCAGAGUCAACAUCCCACAGUACCCGUCCACGGCUGUGGAUUUCAAAUAUUACCUCAAGGAGCACAACGAGAGAGAGUUCUUUCUGGAGCUCGUUAAGGACAUCUCCAACGACUUGGAUCUAACUAGUCUCAGCUAUAAGAUCCUGGUGUUUGUUUGCAUCAUGGUGGACGCUGACCGGUGCUCCCUGUUUCUGGUGGAGGGAACCGGCAACAAGAAAACACUGGUGUCCAAAUUCUUCGACGUGCACGCAGGAACCACAGUUUUACCGUCCAUGAAUUCGGACGAAGUUCAAGUUCCGUGGGGGAAAGGGAUCAUUGGUUAUGUGGCAGAACACGGAGAGACAGUGAACAUCCCUGACGCCUAUCAGGAUCGACGGUUCAGUGAUGAAAUAGACAAGCUGACUGGAUACAAAACCAAGUCGCUCUUGUGCAUGCCCAUUCGCAGCAGUGACGGAGAGAUCAUUGGAGUUGCUCAGGCCAUCAACAAGACCUUGAGUGGAGAACUCUUCACUGAAGAUGAUGAAAAGGUUUUACAGAUGUAUCUGCCAUUUUGUGGCAUUGCCAUCUCCAAUGCUCAACUGUUUGCCGCCUCCAGGAAGGAGUAUGACAGGAGUCGGGCUCUCCUGGAGGUCGUCAAUGACCUGUUUGAGGAGCAGACUGACCUGGAGAAGAUUGUCAGGAAGAUCAUGCACCGUGCUCAGACGCUGUUAAAGUGUGAACGCUGCUCCGUUCAACUACUGGAGGAUAUUGAGUCUCCGGUUGUAAAGUUCACCAAGUCGUUUGAGCUCCUGUCUCCCAAGUGUAGUGCAGACACUGAAAACAGUUUGAAAGACAGUAUGGAGAAAUCUUCCUACUCAGACUGGCUCAUCAACAACAGUAUUGCCGAGCUUGUGGCGUCCACAGGGCUGCCCGUCAACAUCAGUGAUGCCUAUCAGGACCCUCGCUUUGAUGCUGAGGCAGACCAGUUCUCAGACUUCCACAUCCGCUCAGUUCUCUGUGUCCCAAUAUGGAACAGCAACCACCAAAUCAUUGGUGUCGCUCAAGUGCUAAACAGGCUCGAUGGGAAACCAUUUGACGACGCAGACCAGCGUCUCUUUGAGGCUUUCGUGAUUUUCUGUGGACUGGGCAUCAACAACACCAUCAUGUACGACCAGGUGAAGAAGUCCUGGGCCAAACAAUCUGUGGCUUUAGAUGUCCUGUCUUACCACGCCACUUGCUCCAAGACUGAAGUGGACAAAUUUAAGGCUGCUAACAUUCCUCUGGUUUGUGAGCUGGGCAUUGAUAAGCUGUCCUUCGACGACUUUUCUCUGGACGUUGAUGCCAUGAUUACAGCUGCUCUGAGAAUGUUUAUGGAGUUGGGCAUGGUGCAGAAAUUCAAGAUUGACUAUGAGAUACUGUGCAGAUGGCUGCUGACUGUCAGGAAAAACUACAGAAUGGUCCUUUACCACAACUGGAGACAUGCCUUCAAUGUCUGCCAGUGCAUGUUUGCCAUGCUAACGACAGCGGGCUUUCAGGAGACUCUGACAGAUGUGGAGAUCUUAGCUCUCAUCGUUGGCUGUGUGUGCCACGACUUGGACCACAGAGGAACCAACAAUGCUUUCCAGGCAAAGACGGGUUCAGCGCUGGCUCUGCUUUAUGGGACCUCCGCUACGCUGGAGCAUCACCACUUCAACCAUGCUGUUAUGAUCCUGCAGAGUGAGGGUCACAACAUCUUCUCCAACCUGUCCUCCACAGAGUACAGUGACCUCAUGCAGCUGCUCAAACAGUCCAUUCUGGCCACUGACCUCACGCUCUAUUACGAGAACAGAAACACGUUCUUUGAGCUUGUCAGCAAAGGAGAGUACAACUGGAACGUGAAGGCUCACAGAGACAUGUGCAGAUCUAUGAUGAUGACAGCCUGUGAUCUCGGUGCAGUCACUAAACCUUGGGAAACAUCACGAAAGGUGGCUGAGUUGGUGACCAGUGAGUUUUUUGAGCAGGGAGACAGAGAGAGAUCAGAGCUGAAGCUCACUCCUUCUGCGAUCUUUGAUCGAAACAGGAAGGAUGAACUGCCUGGGCUUCAGCUGGAGUGGAUUGAUGGAAUCUGUGCGCCACUGUACGAGACUCUAGUCAAGUUGAACCCAAAACUCGGGCCCAUGCUGGACAUGAUCAGUGCCAACAGGUCCAAAUGGGAGGAACUCAACAAGAAGAGACAACGAGGUCCGAGCAUUUCUGCUUCAUCCAGUGUGUGCAGUGGCGACGGCACCGAAACAAACGGCUGCACCGUGGCCCAACACAACAGCACAAGCUGCUGCAGCAGCGGCGACAUCCACAGCACAACAUCCAAACCCGUUAGCUAGCUCCUGUGGCCACUUUGAAGCUGAUCUCUUAUUAAAGGCUUAUUUCCUCCUAUAUGCAGCCUGCAACAGAGGCAGCUGUGCAGUGCAGUGCAGUGCAUGCAGAGGUUGUUGGGCUCUGCUCCUCUUCGCUUUCUGCCUGUAGGGAUGAGCUUUUAGACUUGAGCGCGUCACUAUCACAGAGGUUCAGUCUUCCCGGCUGACAGCCCUGCGUUUGGCAAAGUCUGUCAGAGCAGCUACAGAUCAGCUGAUGACACCAUGUCAGAAAGGAAACUCAAAAACACUGUGUCAACGUGUCAAGUGUGAGCUAACGGUAACUAUUCUGGGCAUCGCACACGUUCUCAGCACAACAAGGCAUGAAGAAAAAUCCGUUAAGAAUGUUUCCUGGUUGGGUUCUGAUCCCGGUUCUCCUGGGUUGCUCGUGCUUUUUUUUCUGUAGUGACAGAGAUAUUUUUUGUAAAUUUGUACAUAGGCUGUUUAAGUUAUUUAUAUGUGCUGUUAGUAAAAAAAAGCUGCAAUGGCUGUGAAGUCAGUUGGACCUGUGACAGUGCUUGCAAUGCAGAUUGAGUGCUGUGCUCCCUCCCCCUUCCGUGCCUUGUUUUAAGACCCUAAUGAAAAAUGCAUGGCCUCCUCCUCACCUACAUUCUGUAGAUAGUACGUGAACCAUGACAUGGUUACUUUUUUUUUCCUGCUGCAAUCUGUAAAACUAAUAAACGCAGGCUCUUCUCAAUCCCUGUGUUAGCCACGAAAUAAUAACUUUAACUUUGUUGUACCACUGAUUUAGAACGCAGGGUCUCACUUUUAAAACACACACACACAACGUGCCUUGAUAAAAUCCUGGUAUGAAAUUAAUUUUCUGAAUAUAUUAAUCCAUCAAUUUAAAGCUAACAGUUCAAAACGUCAGACAUCAAACAGAUUUUCAUUCAAACACAUUCGAAGGGCAGGUCACCGUGCACAUAUUUGGUGUCAAAUACUGACUUUGACUCAAACUUAGGAUUUUAUAGUGACUGAAGAAUCCCAGGAAAUUGACCAGUAGUACUUCACUGGUUUCAGAAUUUACUCUGUAUGAAUGUAAGUCUAGGUUUAAUAAACAUCACUUCUAUGUUUAAAACUUACACAAAAUACUACAAAAACUAAAAAAAAUGGCUGUUAACUUAUAGGAACUUUUAUUGCUUAUUAAAAAACAUGUCUGUUGGUCUUCAGAGGUAAAACAGUCUGUUUACACGUCCAUCACUGGUAAUAAAAUAUUAAACAUAUUUUAACACAUUUUGUUAAUUCCAAAGAAACUGGAUCUGUUUCUCUGACUUGAGGGUUGUUGAUGGGCAAGUCAAGUUUCUGUUGAACAUUGUUGACCAUUUUUAACAAACGAGACAACAAAGCAUAAAUGCAACCUCAUGAAAAUGACAACAUAUAAACAAUAUUUUUAUAAUUCAAAACAUACGAAAAAUUUGUUGUGUACUAAUUCUCUUAUAAAAACAAACCAAAACUAAAUAGACACUGAUAAAGAUGUUUUUCUGCUUGUGCUGUGAAUUAUUGUGAAGUAUGUGCCCUGGAGGCCACAGCACAUUACUGCAAUGAUUACAGCAUAUUAUAGUACAUAGACAAUACAAUAGCAGAAUUGUUACAAAAACAACAAAAAAGCACAAGUUUAACUCUCAUAGGUUUAGCAUUGGAAUUCUAACAGUUUCUACAGGCUGGAUUUCCAAAACUGAUUUGAACAUAUCUGUAGUAAAAGUACAAAGAAGAUUGUGUUCCCAUAAGAUAGGAACCAACUCUAAGAGUGCGAGACUACUUUUUUUUUUACACCGUAGGCAGAUAUGUGAUCUUUCUAAAACUUCACCAACAUAUUCUCUUUAUUUUGACUGUAUUUGCCUCCAACAGCUUUUUUAACCUGCAGCAGACUGAAGACUUGUUGUACACUAUGAAGUGCCCAUGUCUUCACAGCCUCCAUUGUAUUUUUAAAGGUAUACAUUUUAAGUAUUUUUGAGUAUGCCUUAUUAAUUGUGUUGUACCUUUGAUAACUGGAGUUCCUUACGUGACUGUGCACAUUGUGUGGCAUGGAUCUGUGUACUCUCCUGUACUUUCUUUGUAGGUCUGAACUGGAGCCCACAGGAAAAGUUCGGAAUUGCAUGUUUGAUGCAGUAGGAAAAAAUUCAGUUCCACUUGCUAAGGAUGUAGCAAACAUGUGAGCCAACAAAUACCUCGUAUUUCCAAAACCAUGGGUUAGUGAUAUCACUUCUAAAAUGCAUGACUUAAUUAUAUUGCAUCAUGUUACGUGGGCUGUGAAUAUCAACGUUCUAUUUUUCUAUCAGGUCUCCAACCAUGACAGACUUUUAUUCCUUUUUUUCGGAAAUGUAAAGUGUUUCUUGUGUUUCUUCUUUUUCCUCCCAAUAUGGACUGGAUUUUUCUGUUCUUUUUGGCACUAAGAAAACCUAAGGCAUGAAAAGGCAAACGUGCAAUGUUUAUGUUCAGAGUUGAAAUAAAAAUAUGCUGCUACAUCAGUGCUGUUUAUUUCAACAACUAAUGCUUAAUUUGGCCACUGUUCAUGACGGAUGUGGAUUAUUUUACAUGUAGUUGUAAAACUCCACUAAAAUAUUAUAUUUUUUACUCUUUAGACCUAAGUCAUAUCAUGCAGCUUUACCUGAUGAAUUGUUUAAUAUCAGAGAGUCAGCAUUUAGCAGCUGUUCAUUGUAUUUAUCUGUGGAAUUACUUUUUUCGGUCAUUCCCCACUUUGAACAAGUGGGGAUUUUUUAAGCCUCACCUGCCUGCGUCGAAAUAGCACCAAGCAACGUCAUAUUUUAUAAUGAAUGAAAGAAUAAUUUUGGCUUUGAUUUCAAUCGGGUUGGGAAUGAAUAGGCGAUCCAUGUCGAACAGCAGUCUUCAAGUAAACCUGCCAGCAAGCAGAUUAUAUUCACAGAGGCUGUAACCAUGGUAACUGACUCAGAGUUUCAGUCACCUCUCUUUCUGGAAUGGAUAAAAUACCCUUCAUCUUAGGGUUAACUUGAACUUAGUUUUCACAUAACUUUCUCGAAUACCUCCUCUGUCCCCCUCGUGUGACUGUUACAAAAAAUAUACUACUGGUCACAAAAUCACAUUGGAUUUGAACCCAGAUAUUCUGCAUCAUUGAUGAGGUGUUUAGUAUAACGCUGUGAUCAAUGGUUGACGUACAAAAACAGUAUGUUUUUCCUAAUUUUAAACACAAAAGAGGACAUAGUUCAGUAUUUUAAAUGAGUGGAGUUUUAUUCAUUUAUUUUGUAUAAUAGGUUACUUUUGAUCA
Messenger RNA from Cynoglossus semilaevis (tongue sole), 7357 nucleotides. RefSeq names its product phosphodiesterase 11a (gene pde11a). The record is from RefSeq and is a predicted model, not a curated record. The transcript has 20 exons. The coding region runs from base 1147 to 4083 and encodes 978 amino acids. Gene Ontology annotation, biological process: signal transduction. Lineage: Eukaryota; Metazoa; Chordata; Actinopteri; Pleuronectiformes; Cynoglossidae. Gene Ontology annotation, molecular function: 3',5'-cyclic-nucleotide phosphodiesterase activity; protein binding.